UAUUUGAAAAUGUAGAAAGACAUCCAAAAAUAUUUAAUAAAUUUCACUUGGUAUUCUAUUGCUUAACAGUGCUAUUAAUCAGUUUUAAUCAAUUAUUUUUUUUCAGUUAAUCACAUGAGUUAAGUGUAGUUAAUAGACAGCCUUACUAAAUAUCCAUGCUACUUUAAACAGUUGACUGUCAUCUCCACUGAAUGUGGAGUAAGGCAUCACAUUUGCCCAGAGCAAUAUCUGAUUUCUACUUUUGCAAGUGUCCUUCCUGUUGUUGCAAUCGGCAUUCAAUUAGAAGGAAGAAUUAACAUUUACCUCCCUGUCUUCUAAUCUAUCUUAAGAGCUUUGGUGUUUAAAAAACAGGGCCCAUGGGGAAAGCUUACUAGCAAACAUCUUUUCCUAGCUAUUGAGUGGCUCCAAGUGGAUCCUUUCCUUGGCCAUUCUACAGUUUGAUUUUACUGCCACCUUUUUUUCCCCUUGCUCCCAUUUUCCACUGUCUUAGCAAUCUGUUCCUUUCCUGAAGCUGUGCAGGAGAAGGACUUUGUUGCUUGCAGCUUGGGUUCACCCAGCAUGCCCUCUCUUAGUAGGACAGAAGCAGCCUUGUAUUCUAUUAAGAGGCACCAGCUGCUCACUGUUAUCAAUACUGCUGAAGGAAUGGAACAAUUCUGCAGCAGCAAGGGAACUCCUCAGCAUUUUUGUGGGUGUUAGUGUUUUUUCCCCUUUCAUCAUCCCCCCCACCCCCUGGUGCCUGGAGUGUAUAGGGCACUAUCUUACCUUCAGUGGAGAGGGCCAAACUCUACUUCUAAUUGUGGUGGUAGUUUAUGGGGUAUAAAUUUGACUAUAUGCUACCAUCUAAGCGCAUGAUGCUCACUGAUUAUAUGAGGGAAAUGUACAGGAAUCAAGGGUGGAAUUGGCUUGAAUAAGUGCCAGUUAAUACAGUGUCAAUUGAGGAAAAUAUACCCACCAUCACUACUUCCCUCUUUCAUGUCUGUCUCCUGUUCUUCCCUGCAGUAACUUAAAAUUCUUAUCUCCUUGGUUUUAAUCCAAUCCCUUUUUCAUUUCAUUCACUAAGACUAUUAGUGAUGUCUAAUGAAGUGUUUUGGAUUUCAAAUUUUAUGCUCCAAUUAAGUUAAUAGAAGACAGGAGCCCUAACAUUGUCUGAAGCUGCCUGUAGACUCACAACAGCAUCACUGCAUUAGUUCAUAUUUGGAAGGCUUUUAGCAGCCUAGAAACUUCAGAAUGUAGCAUCCAUUAUUAAUAAAAACAAAUGUCCCAAAGGCCACAAAUACAAGCAGGUUGAAUUUGGUUUCUGAGCCAUCUGUUGGACAGUCUUGCUACAAGGAUCAAGAGUAGCACCUCUCUUCUUAAAACAUCUUUAGAGCAGUGGUUUGCAACCUUUUUUUUUUGUGGGCAGGCCCUAAAUGGAGGUGUGGACCCCUUUGGAAAUCUUAGACAUAGCUUGCCCACUGUGAUAGAGUGUGGGCAGACACUUGCCUGACAAUUGAGGUUGAUAUUUGGGAAGGCAGCGUGUUCACAGGCAGGCUAGUAAUGGGGUUCUCCUCCUCUGUGAUCAAAAUUGCUGGUUUUGAGUCAGUAACCCUUUGCAGUCUCAUCAGCUGGUAGCUUGCCUACUCGUUAAGGUGGAGUGGGUCGAGUGUGUGUGUGUGUGGGGAGACCUUGUCUCUUACAGAAAACUUCUGACAGAGCAACAUGUUCAAAGAUUAGUACAUCUAUGUAUUGCAGUUCAGAUGUGCAGGCCUCACUCUCAGCAUUCUAGUUGCCCACUAGUACUGUAAUGUCUGAGCAUCUCACAAUUUAUAAACUCUUUAUUCCCACCCUGUUCCCCUGUGAGAUAGGGAAGUGCUAUUAUCCCUUGUGCUUUAAGUGACUUGCCCAAGGAUACAUGGGAGACCUUGCUCUUACUAAAUCCUAUGCUAGUGCCCUAACUACAUCCUCUUCAUUUUAGAAAGCUUGCAGAACCUUGGAGCUGAAUUAGAAUUUUAUAAAUGGUUUACAAAUAAUUUAUAUUAGGUUUAAAAACUGGCACAAUCCCACUCUAAUGAAAUCCCAGUAGACUAGAUUGUCAUUAGCUGUAACAUGGCUGAGUAGGUAAGGACUCUGCCCCCUUCCUGGCCACACUGCCUCAAUUGCACCUUUGGCCACAAGUUGGGUAAACAGGAUCCAUGGAAGUGGUUCUCAUGCUGAGGAAGUGGGUAGAGCUGUAGCUUUGGCAUGUCUCCCCUUGUCCCUCUUGCACUGAUUACUAGAAUUGGACAGAGGAAUAAGUAGCACCCUGAAAAGUGCUGCAGUAACUUACAUUACACUGUCCCAGAGUAAGAGGGGGGGAGCAGGGGAAGAAUUGACACUCAAUGUCUCCUGGUAAGCUGUUCCCUACACAAAGUUGAGCCUAACUGCUUCCUCUAGCCAUUGUUUGGGUUUGUGGACUCUCUUGUGCCCUAGAAGAGGAAAGUUUCUUACUGGAAGAUUUCUUUCCUCACAGCACGCAAAUGCACAGAUCCACACUGCCCCAUUAAUUACUGCAAUCAAGUUUCUCUCUUUUAUGGGCUUUGCAACAAGUUGCUAUAGUCACAAUUAAAUGAUAAAUUUACUGUUUAGCCAGCAAGCGCUCUCAACUGUGGACAGUAUUGCACUGGCAAGCUCUUCAGGAGGAAGCACGUCCCUCUGUGUCUCUGACUCAGAUUUGAUUUGUCUCCAGAGCAGCAAGGGAGAGACUGGGUAUGUCUGCACAGCAGUUGUGCAGGUGCUUCCCAUCAUGGGUAGACAGACACAUAUUAGCUCUGCUAGAGCUAGUGCGCUAAAAAUAGCAAUGUGCUGGUGGUGGCUUGGACUAGCCAUCUCAAUAUGCACUUGGGGUCACAUGGGAUCGCACUUGGGUGACUGGGCUGAGCUGCCCCUGUGGCCACACUGCUAUUUUUAGUGAGAUCUGCUUGAGCUAUCGUGUCUGUAUAAUCAUGCUGGGAAUUUGCUGUGCUGACAUACCGUGAGGGCAAGAUUUAUAAAGGUAUUGAGGUGCCUAAAAUUGAAGAUAGGUGGAUAUUCAAUCUGCAACUGUAGGCAUCUCAAUACCUUUAUAAAUCUGGCCUUAAAAUUCAGUGGUUGUUAUAUUAACCUUUUCCUUCUGAUAUUUUCCAUGUUUGUAGAUCCGUGUUGGUAGCAAUGGUGGGAAUACUAAUGUAAGAUCAGCUUUGUUUGUUUCCCAUCGUAAAAUGGGGAUGAUAAUACUUAUCUCACAGGUGUAUUAAUGCUUAUGAAAUGUUCUAAGAUCCUCAGAGGGUAGGGUCCCAGAUUUAUCCCCAGAUUUUUCUUGGCUCUGAAUAGCCCUCUAUCUCAGUGGUUCUCAAACUUUUCUACUGGUGACCCCUUUCACAUAGAACACCUCUGAGUGUGACUCCCUCUUAUACAUUAAAAACACUUUUUAUAUAUUUAACACCAUUAUAAAUGCUGGAGGCAAAGCGGGGUUUCAGGUGGAGGCUGACAGCUCGUGACCCCCAGCUUGAGAACCCCUGCUCUACCUGCUAUUAUCUAUUUCCUGUAUUGCCAUUCUUAUCUAUUACAGUGCUUUCCUAUCUGCUUCAUGCAGGGCCAAAGUGUGUUUAGAUACUGGCCCAAAUGAAGAGUAGCAUAGAUUUGCACUGCCACAGGGUGAGCACAAGACGGUACAUUCCUUUUCUGAAUGGCCCAAAGGGCAGGGGUUCUGCACUGGCUGCACCACAAGCGAGCUGCUGCACAGGAGGGCAGGAUCACAGAGCUGCUGCCUCCCUCCCUGCCCCUUUGUGUGGUGCUGAGUGCCCACAGAAGAAUAGAGGGAACAGUUACUACUCUCUGAAGUACUGGAAUUGUAUUUGUGACGCUCUCACCAGGGGCAGCGUGGUUAAAACUGUUUGAUUUAUUAUUUUAAAUAGUUGAAAGUGGUUGAUGGGUUUUGUUCCCUAGGCAGAACUUUCUCCAUAGGGUGUGAUCCUGCACUCCAUUGACUUCAGUGGGAGUCGUUUCAACUGGGUUAAGAUCACCCUCAGUCUUUUCUAUUUAUUUAUUUAUUUAUUUUAAGAAGUGGGUUUAGGGGCCAAUCCUUUAUUCCAUGUGCAGGGUGAACUCCCGGUGAUUUUUGGGAAAAGCACCUUCCAGCUUUCAAGUGGUUUUGUUUGAUUAUUUUUUCUUCUUCUCGUUUCCUGCUAGGAAAUCUGCCCUUACCUCUCCGUUAGAGAAACCAUUUCUAUCUCCUUAAAUGAACCAAAGUCAUUAAUGGUUUCUCUUUCUUUUUUCCCCCUUUUCUUGGGAAAAAAGCACUCAGGAAUGCAUUCUCAUUACAGUGCCUGGUCUUCCCCUUAGCACUCUUUGAUUUUAAAAAAAAUUUUUUUGCUUCUUUUAUUCAACCUUUCUAUAUUCUUAUUUACUUGUAAAUCCCUUAAUGUUUAAUAUCUCCUUUGCUGCUAACUUUCUUCAAAGAUUUUUGAUUCUCUUUAUACUUCCCUUCUUGUCUCUCAAAGUUGUCUUUAUGUAGAGAGAUUUAAAUAUGUAUGUAAAUAUAUGUUGCAUUUCUUCUUCAAACACGAUCUUCAAAGACUUGAACUGAAUUCAUUUUGCUGCAUUCUCUAUGUCAAACAGUUUCCUUAGCAUUCUAUUGGGAGCAUUGCUAUUUGGACCCAAUUCUGUGUAAUGCUAAUUGCCUCUUUAUUGUCAUUGAAGUCAGUGGCACUUCUUACGUAAGUAAAGGUAAAUAGGAUUAGACCCUUAAUUUGACAUUGUGGCCUUUCUACAUUUACAUUUGUAUGUCCCCUCUCUUUGAGCUUUUGCACUGACAUAAUUUUACCAUCAUCUAGUCAAUUAUUGAAUAAUAAUAAAAAAAAGUGGGUUGUUUGCCAGGUUCCAGCCUAAUGUGGAAAUUAAAUAGCCAAGAGAUUAAACCCCAAGGAUCUACAUUUAUAAUGGAAAAAGCUGUUCAGACUUUUAACUCUAGCUGUGCAGUUGAUCUUUCUGUAAGAAACUUUACAUUGCAAGUUACCAACAAAUGUACGAGCCCUUUGUUAGAGACUAGUUAAUUGUUCGUAUAAUGUGGGCCACAGUUGUUGGUUGUGGUGACAAAAAGGGGGGAGUAGGUUUUUUUUAAUGAAUCUGCCUUUGCACAUCCAAAUGGCUCCCUAAGGGCUUUGUUAGUGAUACUGACUGUACAAAAAUGCACAUGAGGCUUAAUCCUGAGCUGUGCAAAGCAUGAGCUUGACAAAGCUUGUGCAGGUGUAGUGGGAAGGGAGACAAAGGUGUCUAAGUCACCUUUUAUGUCCUCCUUGAUCAUCUGUCCAACAAUGGCCAAGAUCAGUCAGAAUGCAAUGGACUUAUCUCUGAUCGUCCCUGAUGUGCCGCCUGUGCUGAGGGUAGGAGAGCCAGCGACAAUGACUUCAGAACACCUGAGGAUUCCCAUUGGCAAGGUGACUUUUUGGGUGUUCCUUUAGGACCAUGGGGGGCAAAUCUGAUGCUUAAAGUAUGUAUGAAUUACUUCUCUCGGCACUGAAGUGCCAUUAUAUACCGAAGGGUUAAAGUGUGAUAACUGUUUAAGAGUGAACAGCAACAACAUAAUAGACCAAUUCAGGAGUUAUACUGUAGAAUUUCUGAAUGUUCUACUCCCUCAACAGGCAUGGAACUUCCCUUUGUCAAUGGGUAGUUCCAUAUGGGUAAAGAAAACAGAAAGGCUUGGAAGAGACCAGCCAUGUGGAGAAUUGAGUAUUUACAUUAUUGUGCAGUGUGUGGAGCUUUUGCUCUUUAAACAGUGGCAUGCUUUACUCCAGAAGUGAAAAAUACUGUAGCCAGUUGCAAAAAUAGGUGAAAUUGGGGUAGGCAAAGAAUGUAUUAAUUACAUACAUUGGAAUUUUAGUAGGACCCUUGACUCACCAUCUUUUGAAUAUCAGCUGCUGAAAUUAAAGCAAUGCAGGAAAAGUUGUGCUCUGGUGCAAAUGUGUAUGUGGUUAGUUGGAUCUAAAUGGUUACAAAGGGGUUCUCUGUUAGUGAGGGGGAGGGGACAGUGAGAAUGCAUUCCCAAAAAAGUACAUUCCCAAAAUAAGCAGCUUACAUCAUAGACCUCUUCAGUUUUCCCACACUUCUUUCCUAAUUAUUGUGCUGCAGGACAGCUGAUCUAUUUCAAACAGGAAGUUGUUUACAGAUAACACUUGCAACUGUUCUGUCUGAUUUGUUGAACUGUCCAAAAGCAAAAGACAACAUCUUUUCAAAUUAAAAACUGUCAGAUUUCUGUAAACAGCAGCAUGAGGGUCAUCUGUGCAAUUUCCCUGCAGGCAGAGUGUGCUCUGCAGUCCCCAUUUUCUCAGCAAUCAUAAGGAGUCAGUGACCUGCAAGCGCUCAUUAUGAAGAGAGAUCUGUUUUUUCUGGUGACUCUAAUGAGCCUUGCCUUCCUGUCACUGUUAAGAUCUGGAUAUCCUCAACAUAUUGCAGAAGAGUCCUGCUCUGUUCAGAUUCUUGUUCCAGGCCUCAAAGGGGAGGCUGGAGAAAAAGGGGAGAAAGGUGCUCCAGGGCGGCCGGGGAGAGUUGGACCUUCAGGAGAAAAAGGAGAAAUGGGGGACAAAGGACAGAAGGGCAGUGUGGGUCGACAUGGAAAAAUUGGUCCCAUCGGUUCAAAAGGUGAAAAGGGAGAUAAUGGGGAUAUAGGGCCACCUGGUCCUAAUGGAGACCCAGGCAUCCCUUGUGAAUGCAGCCAGCUAAGGAAGGCUAUUGGGGAAAUGGAUAUCCAAGUGGCCCAGCUGACAACUGAAUUAAAAUUCAUAAAAAAUGCACUGCCCUCCCCCGCAGCUGUCGCUGGUGUGCGUGAGACAGAUAAUAAGAUAUACCUACUGGUGAAAGAAGAGAAAAGAUAUGUGGAUGCCCAGCUCUACUGCCAUGGAAGAGGAGGAACACUGACCAUGCCCAAGGAUGAGAAUACCAAUAGUCUGAUUGCUUCUUACAUCAAUCAAGCAGGGCUCACCAGAGUUUUCAUUGGGAUCAACGACCUGGAAAAAGAGGGCAAUUUUGUGUAUUCUGAUCGAUCACCCAUGCAGACCUUCAACAAAUGGCGCAGCGGCGAACCCAAUAAUGCCUAUGAUGAGGAGGACUGUGUGGAAAUGGUGGCCUCUGGUGGAUGGAAUGAUGUUGCCUGUCACAUUACAAUGUAUUUUGUAUGUGAAUUUGACAAAGAAAAUGUGUGAGGAUGUCUGCUCCGUCCCCCUCCCCCGUUUGAAGCAGAUUGUAUAACUUACCCCUUGUUUAUAAAGUACUAGUUAUAUUUUACAAGUAUAUAACAUCAGUGUUGUACAGCUGUAAAUAUAAUUAGGUAUUUCAAAUAUCAAUAUUUACCCUUCAGAAGGGAAGAGCAGAGUUAAAUAAGACAUAGUUUGUCUUGCCCUAAGAAAAUAUGUAUCUAGAUAAGGUCCAUAUUCUGCCCUCACUGCAAUUAAUGAAUGAGAUUGCAUGACAGCAAUGGAGGGCAGAAUUUGGCUCUUUGUUGUUAUAAUGUUGUUUCUGAAGACGUAGAUUCUUGAUAUUGUUUUAUCUUAACAACAUUUUUAAUUGUUAAUGUUAAUUGCUCAUACUGGUUUACAAAGAUGACAUUUCUGGCUAUUUCAAGCCAUAAGGAAAAGCUUUUGUAUCCUCUAGCUACUUAAUACAACUAUUGCAAUAGGGUUCUGAAUGGGCAGGCUUUGUACCUGUUUCUGUGACACAUACACAAGCAAACCAACCAUAUCAGUUCUACCACUUUUGUAACAUCUUCUUAUUAAACUGUUUGCAAAUAACAACACAGAGACACACUUCAGUGAGCGAACUCAUUUACACUGCCUUGGGGAGUCUAAAUGGCUCAGAAUUCAGUACUAGACGGGGAGAAGCCAACUUUGUGUUUCUUCAGAAAAUGCAGUGCCAAGUUCUGUUUGUUUUACACGUUGUUUAACCGAGGGUGGGACUGUGCAUAAACUAUUUGAGUGAAAAAAGAAUUUGCCAAAGGAAGCCAGAGCCUGUUCUCUAAAGUUGUAUUUGAGCCCUGCUGGAACACCCUUGGAUGGCAUUCCAGCACUUUUGGGGGGAGCUGAAAUGGCAUUUUAUGGCCCUUCAGAGACUUGCAUUCUGGCACUUCAUGAGUGCAGCACUCACUAGUCUAUUUUUGCUUAAGAUAUUCGUGAUUGAUAUUUUUGGUUACAAAACACAAGGAGGGUUUCCUGAGUACAUCAUGAGUCUCACAAAAUCUUUGUUGUCCAACAGUUCCUUUCACUGGGACAAAUGCUAAAGUCUUCACUUAGCUUUCACUCUGUCCUUAACUUAAUGUCAGCGGAAGAUUGGCCUUAGUAAGGACUCUAAAAAGGGCCAAAUUCUCUGCAGGCAUAAAUGAACACAGCUCCAUUGACUUCAAUGGAUUUCAUUCAUUUGUCCCAGCAGAGAAUUUAUCUCUGAGUAAGGACUUCAGGAAUUGGUCCUUUAUUUUGUUCUUGUGAUUACUACUCUUCCUUGCUACUCUUCAUGGCUAUAUCUUCUCUUAAAUAAAAUCUUAUUUAUUUAAAAAAAAAUUCAGAACCCCUAUAGGGAUAUAGUUCCAAAGGAAUGCAGUAAGUCAUUUUGCCCCACUUAUUUGUGUAUCCAAUUCACAACUGCAUGUGACUGAAAAAUGUGGUAUAUUUUUGAAGGGUAUAACUGGACAAAAAGAGUUAUGAAUAUUGGAUAUUUGUAGUGGCCUGUUGCAAUUCCUCUCGUCUUUUAGUCAACUGCUCUACAUAUGAAGGUCACUGGGAAACCUCUGUCUAUUGUGUUUUUCAGACAGUGUGGUUAUACAAUGUUUUAAAUAUGUUUUAAGGGUAAACACUAAAUAUGAAACAAUCACAAAGCAUGUAUGAUCAAUCUGGAAGAAAUAUCUAGAAGAAACUCAAACCAGGCUUGGCGUGUGAUUUCAGAUAGCCUCCACAUAUUAGGCAAGACCAAAUUAAUAAGCUACCGUACAGUGCUACAGUUAAUGGAAGAUUACUGACCAUAGGACUUUUGCUUAGUUCCUCAAAGCAUGACAACAUUUGAAAUUACAUGUUAAUUUUAUUCUCAAGGAAAUAAACAAUUUCAUCCUGGCAUGC
Chrysemys picta bellii (western painted turtle) is the source of this 9092-nucleotide messenger RNA. RefSeq names its product collectin subfamily member 11 (gene COLEC11). The record is from RefSeq and is a predicted model, not a curated record. Lineage: Eukaryota; Metazoa; Chordata; Testudines; Emydidae.